UAAAGAUCCCUCCUUUUGGCUAUUGUGCUGUCUAUUUCUCUCUCUUUUUGCUAUUGUGCUGCCCAUUCGUUUCUAGGCUGUAUUUCAGUGAGAGCAAAUACAGCUGUCCCCUCCGUAUAAAUGCUUGCUCUACUGACAAGACCCGCCAGAGUGGAAUCUUCUAAGCAGGCAACAAGAAAUGGCAACUCACCUGGCUGGGCUCGUAACCAUCAUUCUUGUGAUCGGAGGCAGUGCCAUGGCAGGAUCUGAAGAGUCCCGAUGGAGGAGGAAGAACAACGGGGACAGUGAUGAAGCAACGUCAUCCUCAGGCUCAACAUGUCCCUGCACUCGAGGAUGUUGUGAUCAUGGGUGGAUCCAGUACAAAGAUGCCUGUUACCUGCCUGAACUCCAGCAUAAAAAAUCAUGGGACAGUGCUGAGGAAUACUGCGUUGGGCAGGAGGCUCACCUAGCUUCAGUUCACAGCUCUGAAGAAGACAACUUUAUCCUUCAUCUGAUGGGGAAUGCCAAACUCAGAUCAUACUGGCUUGGAGCAAAGAGAAUCAGGCAGGGUGAAGAAUUCCAUUGGACAUGGACUGAUCAGACACAGUUCCAGUAUGAGAAAAUCCCGAGAUCGCUUGCUCCUAAAGAAAAUGACAAUCACUUAGCAGCUAUGAGAUGGAAUAAUGAAGGUACCAUUGUCUGGUCUCACCGUGAUGGCUCUCACUCCUUUCCGUUCAUCUGCAAAUACUUCCUGGUGUAAACAUAUAUCUCCGAGUACAUGGGAACCCUCCAGAGCUGUAGAAUUUGUGGAACUUAGCUGUGCCUCUUGCCUGUCGCCAAAGCUGUCCUGCAGUAGAAUUGAGAUCCUUCCCGCACAAAUCGCCAAAAAACGCUUGGAAAAUGCUUUCAAUCCCCCUCUUUACCACGAUGUAUGCAGCGGUGGGAUCCAAACAUUUUAGUAACAGGUUUCCAUGGUGGUGGGAUUCAAACAGUG
This is a messenger RNA of Sphaerodactylus townsendi, 973 nucleotides long. RefSeq names its product snaclec macrovipecetin subunit beta-like. Gene Ontology annotation, molecular function: (1->3)-beta-D-glucan binding. The coding region runs from base 179 to 739 and encodes 186 amino acids. NCBI's taxonomy places the organism in Eukaryota, Metazoa, Chordata, Lepidosauria, Squamata, Sphaerodactylidae. Gene Ontology annotation, biological process: cellular response to molecule of fungal origin. The transcript has 7 exons. The record is from RefSeq and is a predicted model, not a curated record.